Messenger RNA from Sitophilus oryzae (rice weevil), 2034 nucleotides. Its product is annotated as calcium-independent phospholipase A2-gamma-like. Lineage: Eukaryota; Metazoa; Arthropoda; Insecta; Coleoptera; Curculionidae. The coding region runs from base 146 to 1843 and encodes 565 amino acids. Gene Ontology annotation, cellular component: membrane. Gene Ontology annotation, biological process: arachidonate metabolic process. The record is from RefSeq and is a predicted model, not a curated record. The transcript has 8 exons.
UAGUAGGCACACCUCCAAAUAAUAGUUAAGUGAAAACAAACGUGUUUUCCUGCUCGUGGUAUAUAAAGCGAGAACAACUAGUUUUUUAUUUAGUUAGUAAAGGUCUUAAUUAAAAGCAAAUAUUAUUUUUUAAUCACUAAUCAAAAUGAAGCGUGUGUAUACCAAUACCAAUAAAACUUAUAUUUCAGUGGCUAAAAGGUAUAUCCCAGAUUCAACUAGCAUCGACGGCUUAAAAAUGCAAGCUAAAUCGGUUAUUUUAAAACAAUGGAAGUUGAUUAAUCAAUUGAAAAUAUAUUUUUCAAAAUUUGCACACGAUAGUAAUAUAGAAAACGUUUUAAAUAAGGAAUUUGCCAAGUUUUUACAAAAAAUCGAUCCUAAAAUUUAUGGUAAUGAUUUUGUACAACAGUUUUCUUCAACCAUAUCUGUUGAUAAUUCACAAGAAAAAUCCGAUGCUAAAGGAAUAGAUAAAGACAAAGGAGGUAUUUCCUUUCCAAAUAUUUUUAGUAAUAUGUGGAAAGAGGAAACAAAAUCAGUAACCAUUCCAAAAUGGAAAACAGAGAAACCAGCAGUGUCUAAGGAAUUGGUGGCAGCAAGGACAAAAAGUAUUGUGUCAUCCCUUGCAUUAGCAGAAUCUGAUAAAUGGAGGCUGUAUGAACUAGAAAAUCUCAUUACACAUCUGAAACAAUACCCUGAAGCAAAACAUUGUGCAGUUAAAGAAGGAGCAAUUAGAUUACUUUUGAGAUUGAGCUACAAAGGUAAAAAGAAAUCUAUUCAAGGCCCUCUUAAUGAGGCUCUUUCUCUCAUUGGUCAUGCUCAUCCAGUUAGAGGUGAAGGCAUACGCAUUUUAUCUAUUGAUGGUGGGGGAACAAGAGGAAUUCUUGUAAUUGAGAUGCUAAGAAAAUUAGAAGAGUUAAGUGGUAAGCCAGCUUACGAAAUGUUUGAUAUGAUUUGCGGUGUCAGUACGGGAGCUAUUAUUGGCGCCCUCAUAGGAUUGAAACAACAUACACUUGAUGAAACGACAGAAAUUUAUCGAUCAAUUAGUUCUCGAGUUUUUACUCAGUCAACAUUAAAAGGUACCAGUAGUCUUGUAUGGUCACAUUCAUAUUAUGACACUGAACUGUGGGAAAAAUUACUACAGGAACAAAUGGAUAGUACAUUAAUUCAGACAGCUCGCAACUCAAAAACACCUAAGUAUUGUGCAGUAUCAGCCGUUGUAAAUCAUCCAAGAUUGGCAGCAUAUGUUUUUAGGAACUACUCUUUACCAUAUAAUGUGCAAUCUCAAUAUAUGGGUGGCUAUGACCAUCAAGUUUGGGAAGCUGUUAGGGCCUCUGCUGCAGCACCUACGUAUUUUGAAGAAUUUAAAAUAGGGAACAUGAUUCUUCAGGAUGGGGGUAUUCUUGUUAAUAACCCUACAGCUGUUGCAAUACAUGAGGCUAAACUUUUAUGGCCUACAACACCUAUACAAUGCGUAGUUUCUUUUGGAACAGGGCGAACAGUCCCAAAUCCUAUCGAGAUUAAAGUUCCUACGAACAAUAAUACAUCAUGGAAGCAUAAGUUUCUGGCUAUAUUAGAUAGUGCAACAGAUACGGAAGGCGUUCAUACAAUGUUGUCAGAUUUGUUACCAGAGGGUGUUUAUUAUCGAUUUAACCCAUAUUUAACAGAAAUGCUUGAAAUGUCUGAAAUUGAUCCUGUAAAAUUGGAACAAUUAAAGAGGGAUGCUAUUAUGUAUUUGCGACGAAACGAAGACAAAUUUCAAUAUGCGAUAAAGAAAUUAAGCGUUCGACGAAACUAUGUUCAGAAAUCAAUGGAUUGGAUUAAUGUACAAAAGCAAAUUUAUGCGUGAAUUUUUCUGUUAAGGAUAGAAUAGUAAAUACUCAAAUAGGUAUAGUUACCUAUAUUAAUAGAGCUGUGAUUUGUUGCCUUUUUGUCUUAUACAAUUGAUAUUGUCUACUUUAAAUAAUUUUGUCCAUAUAUUUUUAGAUUUAUAUUUGUGAAAUAUAAUAUUUAAGAUAAAUAAAGAUCAUUUAUUUGCAA